Molecule: messenger RNA, 771 nt
Organism: Cryptotermes secundus
Lineage: Eukaryota; Metazoa; Arthropoda; Insecta; Blattodea; Kalotermitidae
Exons: 1
Coding region: 1-771 (256 amino acids)
Molecular function (GO): nucleic acid binding
Source: RefSeq, a predicted model, not a curated record
AUGUUCGGAACUCCCGGUAAACACCAUUCUGUACCUAAACGGAUAACAAAUCCAGAUGAUUUCGAUAUAUCUGUGAUUCGACGGACAGUGUAUGAAGAAACUGUGCCUACUGUGGGGAAACUACUUCCAAAACUCAGGGAAACCAUAAAUUUCAAGGGAGGUAGUACCAGCCUGAAAUUGAUUUUACGGAAGAUUGGUUUUAAACGGAAGAAAACGCGAAAUAACAGGGGUGCCUUGAUCGAGAGGGACGACAUUCGGUCAAAGAGAGUAGCAUAUUUGCGUGCAAUAAAGAAGUACAGGGAGGAAGGUCGGACUAUAAUUUAUGAGGACGAGACCUUCAUUCACAGCAGUCACACCAGACCUAAAAACUGGACGGAUGACACUCCAUCAGGGUACAUGGCACCCGUAUCGAACGCGACAAAUUAUCAGAAGUGGCUAACAGAAAAACUUAUUCCGAAUUUGCCUCCAAAAUCAGUUCUUGUUGUAGAUAAUGCCCAAUAUCACAACGUGCAGUUUAAUAAGGCGCCAACCAGCCAGACCACGAAGGCCAAGAUGAUGGAGUGGCUUACAGUGAACAAUGUGCCAUUUCAUGACGGAAUGCUCAAAAUUCAGCUCUAUGACCUGAUAAAGGCACAUAAACCCCUCCACAAAAACUUUGUAAUAGACAACAUAAUGACUGCAUAUGGACACACAGUAUUACGACUUCCACCUUGUCAUCCAGACUUGAAUCCGAAUGAACUCGUUUGGGCUGAUGUUAAAAGCAGUCAGUAG